Messenger RNA from Lagopus leucura (white-tailed ptarmigan), 306 nucleotides. RefSeq names its product pro-glucagon-like. Gene Ontology annotation, biological process: adenylate cyclase-modulating G protein-coupled receptor signaling pathway; positive regulation of insulin secretion involved in cellular response to glucose stimulus; negative regulation of apoptotic process. Gene Ontology annotation, molecular function: glucagon receptor binding; hormone activity. The transcript is spliced from 3 exons. The record is from RefSeq and is a predicted model, not a curated record. Gene Ontology annotation, cellular component: extracellular region. The coding region runs from base 1 to 306 and encodes 101 amino acids. Lineage: Eukaryota; Metazoa; Chordata; Aves; Galliformes; Phasianidae.
AUGAAGUUUAUCUGCUGGCUGUACCUCUCUGGGCUGGUGUUGGCUGUGCUGAUCCCAGCAGCGUGGCAGGUGGUUCCGAGGGACACAGGAGAUGCACUCAGAUGGCCCUCAUACGAAGCACCAUCCAACACGAAGCGGCACUCGGAGGGCACCUUCACCAGCGACUUCACACGCUACCUGGACAAGAUGAAGGCCAAGGACUUUGUGCAUUGGCUCAUCAACACCAAACGAUACAGCUCCACCAAGAGGUACAUGAGGGAGCAGCCCCGCAGCGUCCCCUUCCUGGCCAUGCUGCCAGCAGCGUAA